This is a messenger RNA of Bactrocera latifrons, 3072 nucleotides long. RefSeq names its product 116 kDa U5 small nuclear ribonucleoprotein component. Bases 83 to 3010 code for a protein of 975 amino acids. Gene Ontology annotation, cellular component: cytosol; U4/U6 x U5 tri-snRNP complex; U2-type catalytic step 2 spliceosome. The record is from RefSeq and is a predicted model, not a curated record. Lineage: Eukaryota; Metazoa; Arthropoda; Insecta; Diptera; Tephritidae. The transcript is spliced from 7 exons. Gene Ontology annotation, biological process: mRNA splicing, via spliceosome. Gene Ontology annotation, molecular function: U5 snRNA binding; GTPase activity; translation elongation factor activity.
UAUUUACUUUAAACAAUAUUUAAAACGACAGAUUUGAAUUUUGUUGCAGAAGUGUAAAAUAUCAAAUUCUUGAAACGUUAAUAUGGAUGCGGAUUUGUAUGAUGAGUUCGGCAACUACAUUGGACCCGAGUUAGACAGUGAUGAAGAUGAUGACCAAAGCAUUUACGGGCAACAAGAACCGCAGGACGAACAAGACGAGGAUGCUAUGGAUGAAGAGGAGGAGCACCAAGAUGACGAAGAUAAAGAAGUGACGGCGGUUGUAUUGCAUGAAGACAAACGUUAUUAUCCCACAGCCAUCGAAGUGUAUGGGCCUGACGUGGAAACUAUUGUUCAAGAGGAAGAUGCGCAACCACUCGAUAAGCCACUUAUUGAACCCAUUAAGAAACUAAAAUUUCAAAUUAAAGAACAAGAACUUCCUGAAACUACGUAUAACAUGGAAUUCAUGGCAGAUUUGAUGGACACGCCACCAUUAAUACGAAACGUCGCACUAGUGGGGCAUCUACAUCACGGAAAAACAACAUUUGUAGAUUGUCUAAUACGUCAGACCCAUCCACAAUUCGAACAAGCUGAAGAGCGCACACUUCGCUACACUGAUACAUUAUUUACCGAGCAGGAGCGAGGUUGUAGUAUCAAGGCGACACCAGUGACUUUAGUUUUGCAGGAUGUAAAGCAAAAAAGCUUUCUGAUGAAUGUUUUUGAUACGCCCGGUCAUGUGAAUUUUUCGGAUGAAGUGACGGCAGCCAUGCGUAUGUGCGAUGGUGUUGUGUUGUUUGUAGAUGCAGCCGAAGGUGUAAUGCUGAAUACUGAACGCUUGCUGAAGCACGCAGUGCAAGAGAAAAUGGCAAUAACUGUUUGCAUUAAUAAGAUUGAUCGUUUGGUUUUGGAGUUGAAAUUACCACCACAGGAUGCGUAUUUCAAGCUCAAACAUAUUGUGGAAGAAAUAAAUGCGUUGUUGAGCACUUAUGGCAGUGGCAACGACAAUUUGUUAGUUUCACCGGCUUUGGGCAAUGUGUGUUUCGCUAGUUCGCUGUAUGGUUUUUGUUUUACUUUGAAAUCCUUCGCAAAACUUUAUGCGGACACUUAUAAUGGCGUUAAUUACGUAGAAUUCGCCAAGCGUUUGUGGGGUGAUAUGUAUUUCCACAGUAAAUCUCGUAAGUUUACUAAAAAGCCACCGCAUAACUCAGCACAACGUAGUUUUGUCGAAUUUAUUUUGGAACCUAUGUAUAAGGUUAUUGCCCAAGUCGUUGGCGAUGUUGAUACUACACUCUCCGAUACAUUGGCUGAGCUGAAUAUUCGUAUCACUAAGGAGGAAAUGAAAUCGAAUAUACGCCCACUUUUACGUCUGGUUUGCAAUCGUUUUAUGGGUGAUUUCAAUGGCUUUGUUGAUAUGUGUGUGGAGCACAUUAGUUCGCCACUGGAUAACGCUAAACGUAAGGUGGAUCACAUAUAUACUGGACCGAAAGAAGGCGAAAUUUAUAAAGAUAUGAUGGAAUGCAAUCAAAAUGGCACAUUAAUGGUGCACAGCGCUAAAAUGUAUCCCACGGACGACUGCACAUUUUUCCAAGUUAUGGCGCGUGUAAUUUCUGGCACGUUGCACGCAGGUCAGGAAGUGCGGGUGCUGGGUGAAAAUUACACGCUGCAAGAUGAAGAAGACUCUCGAGUUUUGCAAGUAGGUCGACUGUGGGUAUACGAAGCACGUUACAAAGUGGAGUUAAAUCGUGUACCGGCUGGCAAUUGGGUACUAAUUGAGGGCAUUGAUCAGUGCAUUGUUAAGACAUCCACUAUUGUGGACAUAAAUGCGCCUGAAGACUUGUACAUUUUCCGACCGUUGAAAUUCAAUACACAGAGUAUAAUAAAAAUCGCCGUGGAACCAGUAAAUCCUUCGGAGUUGCCGAAAAUGUUGGAUGGCUUACGUAAAGCUAAUAAAUCAUAUCCGUUGUUAUCGACACGUGUAGAGGAAUCCGGAGAACAUGUCAUACUUGGCACUGGCGAACUUUAUUUGGAUUGUGUGAUGCAUGAUUUGCGUAAAAUGUAUUCGGAAAUUGACAUCAAAGUUGCUGAUCCUGUGGUAGCAUUCUGCGAGACUGUGGUAGAGACCAGUUCGCUGAAAUGUUUCGCUGAGACACCAAAUAAGAAGAACAAGAUCACCAUGAUUUCCGAGCCGUUGGAAAAAGGGCUCGCGGAGGAUAUCGAAAAUGAAGUAGUGUCAAUUAAUUGGAAUAAAAAACGACUCGGCGAGUUCUUCCAAGUAAAUUAUGAUUGGGAUUUGCUGGCGGCACGUUCAAUAUGGGCGUUCGGACCAGAUGCAACUGGACCAAACAUUCUGGUCGAUGAUACACUGCCAUCCGAAGUAGAUAAGAAUUUACUUACCUCGGUUAAGGACUCUAUAGUACAAGGUUUCCAAUGGGGUACGCGUGAGGGACCGCUUUGCGAGGAGCCCAUACGUAAUGUGAAAUUCAAAAUAUUGGACGCUGUGAUAGCUGGCGAAGCCUUGCAUCGUGGUGGUGGUCAGGUCAUACCCACAGCACGUCGUGUUGCAUAUUCCGCUUUCCUCAUGGCCACGCCGCGUCUAAUGGAACCAUAUUUGUUCGUAGAAGUACAAGCGCCAGCCGAUUGUGUGUCGGCUGUGUAUACAGUUUUAGCUCGAAGAAGAGGUCAUGUAACACAAGAUGCUCCAGUUUCUGGUUCACCCCUCUACACCAUCAAAGCAUUUAUACCAGCCAUUGACUCGUUCGGUUUCGAGACCGAUUUACGUACACAUACACAGGGACAGGCCUUUUGCUUGUCCGUGUUUCAUCAUUGGCAGAUUGUACCAGGUGAUCCGUUGGAUAAGUCUAUAGUGAUAAGACCAUUAGAGCCGCAACAAGCUUCGCACCUGGCGCGUGAAUUUAUGAUAAAGACAAGACGUCGCAAGGGCUUGUCAGAAGAUGUUUCUAUUAACAAAUUCUUCGAUGAUCCUAUGUUGUUGGAAUUGGCGCGACAAGAUGUGCUCCUAAAUUAUCCGCUAUAAAAUAUAUAAUUUUGAUAAGACAUUUCAAUAAACUAAAUAGCGAUUCGUGCUAUAAAAAUAAA